AUUUGAUGGUUUUAGGAGCUUCAAAUGCAUUUUCUAAUCGAGGUGGCCUUUUUUUUGUGUUUUAAAUCUAAAUAGACAUUAAUUUAACUUAAAAUCCAAACAGAACUUAACAGUAUUAAGUAUUAAGGUUUUAUUUGGUUAUAUUUUUUGUUGUCUGUUUCAAUUUCUAUAUAGAAAGUAGACUAUUUUAUACAAACAUUAUUGCCUUCAAAUUGUUUUUAAAUAUUUAAAAUUUGAGUUAGUAAUUUUUUUAGUAUUUUUUUUUCCUAAAUGCUCUUCUUCGUCCAGAUUUUCAAUAUUCUCGAAUUUUGUGGAAUAAUUUUUUUUUAAAACAAAUCGAAAUUAAAAUAGGAUCACAAAAGGGGUGAAUUUCACAAUCAACCCGAUGGUCAUUUUGAAAUACAAAUUUAAUUUUACAAUCCAAAUUUUGGGGAACCAUGAAGAGUUCAUAUAUAAAUUUUCCAUCUUUAAAAUAAUUAGUUGCUAAUUUUGAAGUUUUAAAUAUUAAAACAAUUUUUUUGCUUAUAAAAACAAAAAAUUGUUUUUAAAAAUUUAUAAUAUUGUUUUAUGGUUUUCUAAAAACAAUUUUUAUAAAAUAAGUAGAUAUUGUUUUAAUCGAUUUUUUAAAAUAAAAGGAAACAUAAAAAUAAAAAACAAACAACCCAUUAAAAAAUAAUUAAUUUGAACAUCAUAUCAUCCCAUUUAUUUUUUCACAAUUUGAUAUUAUAUCGAAAAUUUUCAAAUAUGAUAUUUCUUUUAAUUAUAAUUAUUUUUCUAAAUCUUAUUUUAUUUUUUAUUUUUUAAAAUAUAUUAAACACCUUUAUUUUUAUAAAAUAAUAGAAAAUUAUUUUUUGUUAUUUAACUUAAAUUUUUUUUACUAUUUUUAAUAACAAGUUUUACAAAAUAUAACCAAACAAAUCCUUAAUUUUAUUAAUUAAGUGAAGAUUUAAGAGCUCUAUUUGAUAAAUUUUUGAAAGAAAAGAGUUUUUUCAAAAUUUGUUUUUAAUUUGGCAACAAUUGAAAACAUAGAAGAUACUUUUUAAGUUUUUACAUUAAAAAAAAAAAUCAUAUUUUAUAUUUGAGUUUUCAAAUACAAUUUUAUUAAUAAUUAUUAUUUUAAGAAAUGUUGUUAAAAGUGAUGUUUAUUUUUUUUUAGAGUCGAGUCCCAAUUUUACUUAGAGGAAAAAAUUUGGAGAAUAUGUAACAUGAACACGCGUCAACAUAUGGUUGGCUGUUCGUAAGGGAAUUUUACUGCCCGCCAAACACUAUAAUUUUAAAAGAAAAAUGCACCACAGUCCCGCGUUGUACGAUUGAAGGAGGUGAAAUUACCGUAAAGCCAAGCUUCCACGCGAAGCUUUUCAGAGAAGCUUAUUAGCCAAGGGCCCAAGAGGCAGCGUUCUUUGGGCGUUUCUGUCAUUGAUCGCUCACAUUUUCUUCGUGCUCAUACCUUUCUCACAGCAAUCGCAGUGUUUCUGUUGCGAUCUCUGUGAGCUUUCAGUUUCUAGAAAUCUGUUUGGCUGUAGAGAAAAGGCGGGAAAGUUAAAGAAGCUGGAGUUGUUUUACUCGCUGGGUUUUUUUUGUUUGGAAGCGGAGAAAAUGCAAUCCUGAAGUCGACUGGACUCGAUACAACUAAUUGGCUUAGCUGAGCAACCAAACGGAGUGUUGAUUUGCUUCUGUGAUUGCUUGGUUUCGAAGAAAGAGAUGGAGUGGAACAUUGAGAACUCCCCUGAUCGUGGCCUUCCCACUAAUAGCGGUGAUAUAAAGUAUCUCUCUGGGCUUAGCACUAUAUUGGUUGCCACCAUUCAAGAGGCAAAGGACAGGAUUUCACAAGUAGAAUAUAUUUUCUGCACCCAGCUCUUUCCAAAUAUCCAGUCGAAAUUUAAGAUUUAUUCUGAGGCAAUAAAGACAGUAGAAGAUGCAUGGAAAAAGAAAGAAAAUGAUCUCCUCCUCCAAAUAGAAAGCCUUAAGCUUGAAAAGCAGCAAGCCCUUGGAGAAAAUCAAUCUCUCAAGCUGGAGAAGGCAACAUUGUUGGAAGAGAAGGAAGAAAAAACAAAUCCACUUCUAACCAAACUACAAAGUUUAGAGAAGGAAGUUGGUGUUCUAAAACGGGAGCUCUUGCAGAAGUCUAAGGAAGUUGACGAGGGAAUGGAAUUGCAGAAUAAACUAAUUCAAUUGAUUGAGAAAAAAUCUUCUGCAAUAUUGACCAAGGGAAAGCAAUUGAAAGAGCAAGAAGAAAAGAAAAGUGAAGUUGUUGCCAAACUACAAAGUUUAGAAAAGAAAGUUGAUGAGCUACAACAGAAGCUUAAAGAAAAGACUGAAGAAAUAGUCAAGGGAAAGGAGUUGCAGGAAAAUUUAUUCAAAAAAAUUGAAUCUCAAGACUCAAAGAUGAUGAGUAAUCAAUUUCUGUUGAAUGAUCAUGAAAAGGAGAUGAAACUACUUAUUGAUCAAAUCAAACAUCUGAAGAAGAAUGCAGAUGAGCUCCAAACGGAGCUCCAGAAAAGAAAUGAAGAAGUGGUGGAGGGAAGAAAAUUGCAAGAACAUUUGCUCAAGCAGAUUGAUUUGAAUGGUCUGAAUAUGCUGAAGAAUGAACGACAGUUGGAGGAGCAUGAGAAAAAGGAAAAAAUGCUUCUAACCAAAAUUAAGGGUCUAGAAGAGAGGGUUAACGAGCUCCAGGUGGAGAUUAAUGGGAAGAGUAAUGAGGUGACUGAUGGAGGGGAGUGGCAUCAAAAUUUCCUCCAACAGAUUGAAUUGAAAUCUUCUGAGUUGCUGUCUGAGAAGAAGAAAAGAAGAGAUGUUGUUGCUGCUUAUAAAAAGCUGAAAUCUCAAUACAACUUUCUUUCCUCAAAGCUUGGUCUUACUACAGAAAAUGUGCUCACACCAGUCAAAAUAGAGGAGGAAAAUGAUUCUUUGAUGCAUCAUGUAAAUCCACUAAAUUCACCUGGUCCUGAGAAUACUAUUCCAGAAACUUCUGCUGCAGCUUGUGAAGCAAAUAAACAAAAGAAUGUGGUCAGUUUCCCAGAAAACUUGGAUAGUGUCAAAAGAGUUGGUUUAAUUCAAAGCUCAAGUUGCCAGUCCCCUUCUAGUUCUGGUUCCGCUGGAGCAUCAAAAUGCACCACCAACUUGAAUUCUAGCUCACUGGCUGGCACAAAGAGACCUUCGUCUUCUUGGAGAGAUACCAGGUCCCGUCAAUGCCAAGGUGGGGCUGACCCACAUGAUGAUUUUCUUGAUACUCCCUUGGAGAAUAUUAAAGGGAAUUUAAACAAGGCCAAGAAGGAAGAAUAUCAUGAUCUUCCAGUCGCCAUUCCAAAAGACAUGAAUUUUGAUAGCUCAGAUGAUGAAACGCAGGAUGUGAAUGUAGAACCCAGCCAACAAAAGCAGCCCAUGCCUGCACCCAAGCCUGGUACGAGAGUUUUUAAGUAUGUGGAACCAGUAAGAACCAAAGCAGAACGGGAAAAUUUGCAAGGAAUUGAAUGCAAACAAUGCAAGAAAUUCUAUGAUGCUGUUCUUCCCAAAGAUGGAAAUAAGGACACUGAUGGCAAUAAGCGGAAUUUUCGCUGUGAGCAUCAUGAGGGAGUUUCUAGGCAUCGGUAUAGGUAUGUCCCUCCAAUGACUCCAGAAGGAUUUUGGAAUAUUGGAUUUGAUUCUGAAAUGUGAAUUUUUGAGCUACAACAGAUUUAUUUGAGCUAUAGCAGAAUUUGAUAUUUAAUUCUAUUAUUUGCUGC
Molecule: messenger RNA, 3722 nt
Organism: Vitis vinifera (wine grape)
Lineage: Eukaryota; Viridiplantae; Streptophyta; Magnoliopsida; Vitales; Vitaceae
Product: protein gamma response 1
Exons: 4
Coding region: 1702-3654 (650 amino acids)
Biological process (GO): double-strand break repair via homologous recombination; DNA double-strand break processing involved in repair via single-strand annealing
Cellular component (GO): site of double-strand break
Molecular function (GO): double-strand/single-strand DNA junction binding; single-stranded DNA binding; flap-structured DNA binding
Source: RefSeq, a predicted model, not a curated record